GACGUCAGCGCGCCGCCGGGUGACGUAGUGACGGCGGCGGGCGGGGGGAGGAGGCCUCGGCGGCGGCGGGGCCGGAAAUGGUACAGUUGUUGCUGUGCAGCUGGAUGUUGGUGAAUAACGUUUCUAUGAGCUUGCUGUUCAAUCUGUCUGUUGUUCAGAAUGGCGAAGAACCCUAAUUUCCAGGAAGCUGGGAAUCUGCCUACAGGCUACGUUCACUGUAGGUCUUCAGACAGCUUCACUGGCUACCAGUAUCACCAUCCCUCCAAGAUGAGUAACAGCCACCCUCUUCGUCCCUACACAGCUGUGGGGGAGAUUGACCACGUUCACAUMCUGUCAGAGCAUAUUGGUGCUCUGAUGAACGGGGAAGAAUAUAGUGACGUUACCUUUAUUGUGGAAAAGAAGCGUUUUCCUGCACACAGAGUGAUUCUGGCUGCUAGGUGCCAUUAUUUCAGAGCAUUAUUGUAUGGAGGAAUGAGAGAAUCUCAGCCUGAAGCAGAAAUUCCUCUGCAGGACACCACUGCAGAAGCAUUUACCAUGCUAUUGAAAUAUAUUUACACUGGUCGUGCUACAUUACGAGAUGAGAAAGAGGAGGUUCUUCUAGACUUCCUAAGCCUAGCACAUAAAUACGGAUUCCCAGAACUGGAGGAUUCCACAUCUGAGUAUCUUUGCACAAUACUUAAUAUUCAGAAUGUCUGUAUGACUUUCGAUGUUGCCAGUCUUUAUUCUCUUUCCAAAUUAACUUUUAUGUGCUGUAUGUUUAUGGAUAGAAAUGCCCAGGAGGUGCUCUCCAGUGAAGGCUUCCUGUCACUUUCUAAGGCUGCUCUUCUAAGUAUUGUACUGAGAGACUCAUUUGCAGCUCCUGAAAAGGACAUUUUCCAAGCUUUGAUGAACUGGUGUAAGCAUAACCCCAAGGAAAACCAUGCUGAAAUCAUGCAAGCAGUUCGUUUACCACUAAUGAGUCUAACAGAACUACUGAAUGUUGUAAGACCUUCUGGAUUGUUGUCACCUGAUGCCAUCCUAGAUGCCAUUAAGAUUCGUUCUGAGAGUCGGGACAUGGACCUCAACUACAGGGGCAUGUUAAUACCAGGGGAGAAUAUUGCAACAAUGAAGUAUGGAGCACAAGUUGUAAAGGGRGAGCUGAAGUCUGCUCUAUUAGAUGGAGAUACUCAGAAUUAUGACCUGGAUCAUGGCUUCUCUCGACACCCGAUCAACGAUGACUGCCGCUCUGGCAUUGAAAUUAAACUAGGCCAGCCCUCAAUAAUCAACCACAUACGAAUUCUCCUGUGGGACAGAGAUAGUCGGUCUUAUUCCUACUACAUUGAAGUGUCCAUGGAUGAGUUGGACUGGAUUCGGGUUAUUGAUCACUCUAAAUACCUCUGUCGGUCCUGGCAGAACCUGUAUUUUCCUGCCCGUGUCUGCAGGUAUAUUCGAAUUGUUGGGACCCACAACACAGUGAACAAAGUUUUCCAUAUUGUGGCAUUUGAAUGCAUGUUCACAAACAAAUCCUUUACUCUUGAAAAAGGUCUGAUAGUUCCCACUGAAAAUGUUGCAACAAUUGCAGACUGUGCCAGUGUGAUUGAGGGUGUAAGUCGCAGUCGCAAUGCCUUAUUGAAUGGAGACACAAAAAACUACGAUUGGGAUUCUGGAUACACAUGCCACCAGCUUGGGAGCGGGGCUAUUGUAGUACAGCUGGCACAGCCCUACAUGAUUGGAUCAAUACGGUUGCUGCUKUGGGACUGUGAUGAUCGAAGCUACAGCUACUACAUUGAAGUUUCAACGAAUCAGCAGCAGUGGACCAUGGUGGUGGAUCGCACAAAAAUUUCCUGCAAAUCCUGGCAAACAAUCACUUUUGAUAAACAGCCUGCAUCUUUUAUCAGAAUAGUUGGAACUCGCAACACAGCUAAUGAGGUGUUUCACUGUGUGCAUUUUGAAUGCCCAGCACAAAACASUACCCACAAGGAUGAGAGUAGUAAGGAAGUAGCAACAACUGAGGUGGGGACUGGUGGACAGUAGCUUGUUUCUCAYCCUGUUGGAGCUGCAAGCACUGGUUCCCUGCAUUCCCCUCCUGGAUCCACCUCUCAUGUUCAUCAGCCAUAAAGGAGGUUGAAAGGGAGCUUUGGCGGCCCCACUGACAUUCUAUGAAAUUAUUCAGGACCUUCUUGUGCUGGCACCUUUUCUUUCUUUGUGAAUGAAGGGGACCAUGUCUGAAAGCUGGAAAUGCUGAAAUGGAAAAGGCUUUUUUCCCAAGGACAUGAAGAGACUGUUUCACUCUCCUUGAUUUGUUCAAAUCAGGCUGGUCUCCGAGGGGGAAGAAAAUAGGUCUUCAAUCUUCAUCAAGUACCCCAUUAACACCCUACCUCUCUAAUGUAACCAAGGCAAGGAAAAAAGAAGGAAAUAAAAGGCAGAGCUACAGUGGAAAUCUAAAAUUACUCAAGCAGAAUGGAAAGCAUAUGAAAUAAAUAUUUGUUCCCUGGAGGUUUUUAUUAGCAAAAAAAAAAUGUUUAUGGAACACAUCAGUCCAAAAUAUAUUUUAUUUUUAAAGUGAUUCUUCAUCCAUAUUCCUUUGUACCUAGUAAUCUGUUUUCUAAAUAAUUUUGAUUCUGUAUUCUACUUUGUCUCUUAUUUUUGGCUGUAGCAAAUGCUGUACAGUAGAUUAAGGAUGUAUCAGACACGUUUACCUGCUGAGAUGGAAAUUCUCUCAUUCAUCAGUGGGAUGACAAGAAAAGCAUUCAUGGUAUCAACAAACUAAUUACUGUAUCUAUAUUAAUCUUGACCUUAAUUGACUUUUCAAAGUACAAAAUUGUCAUUUCCUGCAUUCAAAAGGAAGUUCCUAAAUCAAACAUCUGUCUUGAAGAAAAUUGUAUUUUUUCACUCCUGAAGAUGAUUAUUUAAAUUUUGCCUGCAUUUCUAAGACAACUUGUAACAGAACAUCAAAAAUGUUUGGUUUAGAAAAGUGGAACUCCAUCUGGUCACUGGCAAGCAGUUGUUCAAAUACCAAAAGAAGAAUUUGCAGAUAACUUACAUUUUUCCUAGAAAAGUUGUUUUACGGUCUGGAGCUAAAAAUUCAAAGGCUGUGUAUGCAUUAACAUUUCUCAUGAUCUUCAUAAAAUGUGAUGCUUUUGCACCAUAUUGUAAAAGAACUGGUUCUUAUUUUACAGUUACAGAAUUUGUUAUCCAUCCAUGCCUCUCUGGAUUACUUUGCCUGCUACUUUGCUUGUUCUGUUUUCACACUGAUGAUGAUGCAGUCUCUUAUUCUCCUGACCUGCAUGACUCUUAGGAAGAACUCCAUGCUGGUCUUUCAGUACGGGAUAAAGAGAUUUUGUAUUAAGACAAAUGCUGAUAUUAUUGACAAAAUUGAUUAGGAUGGUUGUUCCUGCUCACAAAGUGUAUUAUAGUGAAAAUGUCAGCUAACCAGUUUUAUGAACUUAGAAUUUCCUGUGGUGAUAAAUAACCUUGUCAGAAGUAAACAAAGCUAGUGCAGGAUAAAUAUGGUUUUCCUUUGCAUAACCAUAGUUGUAAAAUGAGUUAUAUCAACAUAGCAAAUUGUAUGUUAWUUUAUCACACUACUUAAUUUGAAAUAAUUUCCCUGUUGGAUACUAGUUGUGCUAAACCCAAGAAGAAAUAUAAUCAGUGGUAGCAAUGAAUCAGAGUAUAUUUCAAAUAAGAAAAGCGUCCCUUUUCUUUCAAAUAAAAUUGAUUAGGCUUUAUCAAUAAUAUUACAGUAUUUUUCAUUGCAAAUUACAAUUUAGUUCUGACAUUUGCAUAUAGUUCCCUCCCUUUCCACUGCUGUCUCCUGACUUGUGAAUGUCUGGUGAAGAUGGAUGCCCACUGUGCUGUUUAAAGCCUGUAGUACAAGUGCCACAGCUGCCUUAGAUGGUCUGGAGUUCUGAGGCAGGGGACUGCUUGUGCCAGCCACCUCCCAGUCUGCAGGGCUGAUUACCUUAUGGCUCAACAGCCUUGGGASCGUGAAAGAAUUGAGACCAGCUACUGAGGACACAACUCUCUUGUUUUUGCAUAAAUCCAAAAUGUUGGAAUUUUUUUCCCUGUGAAAGGUAAAAGCAGAAAACUUUUUCAGUUGCAAUUCAUGCUGGAACUACUGAGAUGCCUGGAGCAUGUCUUGCCUUUGGUACRUAAGUCCUUCAGUGGCAGGGGUGGUAUUUCUUUGCAGUUCAUCAAACAAGUCUGCUUUUCUCAAACUGUGGAUAAGCUAAGGGCAUAUCUUCCUAGCUGUUAGUAUUUAGUAGCCACCAGCAUAGAGAAUGUUAAAAAAAAAACUAAAAAAAAAAAAAAUUGUGCCAUCUGUUCUGAGCCUAGGCUCUCAGAGAAAGAAUAGGAUUUUUCCAUUUCUAAUCUUUGAUGUGCAUAGUUAAUUCUUAUGAUACAAAUAAGUCUUGUGGACUGUAACCUACGGAACAUCUUUUUGAUCUUGUCCUGUAACUCAUUGUGGAACAGAAAUGUCUCUUUUCUCAUGACAUUCACUCUCUGCCAAGAAUCUGGCUGAACACAUCUGAGAUUCUCAAAGCAAAAACUCUAAGGUCCUACAGACCUUUCAGUUUCCCACCCCCAUAAAUAAAUAAAAAGACAAAACAACUUUGCAUUGUCCCUUCAUGCAGCUGAAUAGCAAUUUUUAGUAUUAGACUUUGUCACAAUGGCCUUUAUCAGAGUCUGUUUUAUUUAGAGUUGCUCUUAGAACCUAUCAUCAGGGUGAACACAAUGAGCCCCCAGGCUUUUAAGGCAUGCCCUGCUACAAGCCCUUCACACUUUCAACCUUUCCCUUUUUAAUUAAAGAAAUAAUGUUUACAGAGAACUAAACUCUGCUGGUCCUUCUAAUUUUGCCCACCAACAAACAGCACUAAUACCUAAUGUAAAAGAUGUCUCUUAAACAUUGUGUCAGCAACGGAUUAGUAGUGAUGAAGAUACAAGUCAGAACUGAUUGUGGUUUUGUGUGGAAGUUCUCACUCUAAUUGUUGUCUGUAUUUAUUGACUCCCAAUUUCGAAUGUACUUGCUGUAUAUUCCCCUGAAGGGUUUUUUUUUUCCUUUUCUCUUUUAUCUUUGCUUUUCCUUUUAGUGGAAAUAAGUUGUGCUGUUAGUAUCAGGGUUUAUCAGUGUGAUGAAAUGCUGUAAUUAUUCAGAAUUGUGUAAUCAGUCAUAUCCUAUUUACAGCAGGGUUAGAGCAGACCAGGUGUUUGUUGCUUUCYUAAUAAACUAUAAAAUAGACCUGUUGUUAGGAGUUCCUAAAGRAACUAACUAUACUGAUACUAAUAGCCAUUGAUUCUAUCUGAUAUUUUAGUAUCUUUAAAUUCCCCAGACCUACUUUUCUCAAUUUUAGUUCCAUAGGUUGAAUUUCAUACUUAGACUUAACUCAUGUGGAGCUCAGCAAAGGCCUAAAAACUUUUUAUUUAGUUAACUUCUCCCAAAUGAAAAUUCWUUAAGUUUUUUUAUUCACAGAAUGUAGGGGAAAAUAAUUGUCUGAGAAAAUUAUUUUUUUAAAUGAGUAAACAUUGUGCAGCUUACAAUUUUUCAAGAUGCUAUUCAAGCCAUUUCCAAUCAGCUCUAAAACAAGUUMAAAUGGCUGGUAAAUUGAAUUACAAUGAGAGAAGUUAAUCCAAGUCUAAUGUCAAAGAUAGUACAGGAGGCAUCACAAAUUUUGUUGGAGUAAGAAAUCUUCUUUGCAGUUUCCUUCCUUCAAAGCUCCAUUUCUUUCCUCUUUUCUCCAUGAAAAUCAGUUUUCCUUAUUUAUUAUGACAGUUCAUGUAAGAGCUCAGUACUUCCCAGCAUUGCUGAAAAAUUCAGUUUAAUGCAUCUUCAUCUUUACUAAUGACAAUAUUAGAGAGUUUUCAGUUCAGUACCUGACUUGAUGAACGUUGGUUUCCAUGAAAGAAAGCAAAAGAAGUCUGUAAUUGUUUCAGUCUAAUUAAACUUUCAGUACAAAAAUUAGAAGACAAAGUUAAUGCCAUUCUUGUCUGAUUGUUGUGUCAUAGUUCUGGUUAUAAAGUGACGCCCACUCAGAGACACUUAAUAGAAUUAGAACUUAGAUUUGAUUUCACAUGCUGUAGAUUGCAUUUCUCUCUGAAGAUAUUGAUUGGCUUAUAUUUUGACUUUUUGUCAGGUAACAAGUGAAUGCAAUGGUAAUUUUGUUGUUGUGGUUAGAGUAGUAAGCAAAUUAUUAGAGCCACUAAGAGUUAAUGUAUCUAAGAGUAAAUGUUUAGGCUUGUGUAUUAUUAUUUCAGUUGCCAGAGGACUAAAUCAUGCUUCAAAAAUAAUAGUAAAUCCCCGAGGAUGCUUGAGGCCAGGUUUCCAUCCCCACUUCUCAGUUAAUGGUUCUGUCUAGGUUUGAAUCAUUAGUUCUCUCUGAACUGAUUGUUGCUGUUGCCAGUUGUACUAGUUAGCUCAUGUAUAUAUAYGUAGAAGCUCUGCAAAGCUUUGUUCAGGAUACAGAAGUAAAGGUCCUGGGACAAGUUUUAGGAGUGCGUAAAUGUUCACACACACAUAUAUGUAUGUGCAUUAAAAUGAGGUAGUAGCAAAUUAUUUAGCUUGAAUCUAGAACAGGUUCUAAAGCUCCAAAAUUAAAAAAAAAAAUCUGUGCUGUCAGGUGUGARAUGCUGCUGUUGUAAUAUGGCAGGAUGCUGGUUGCUUUAAAAGUGCAAAUGUCAGAAAAGGUACAGGCGUGACMGUCCAAAGAUUUUGUCCAGUUUUUAAAUGUUGGCAAUUUGGCUGUGAUGAGGUGUAUACAAUGUAAAGCAAGUUAGAUGAUCGUCUCACAGAUGACUGCAGUCCAAAGAACACAGAUACUCCUCCUAGCUACCUUGUUUGCCAUGGCUUGCAGUGUUUACAAAGUGAACUUUCAUGUGAUUUUUGUUACCUGCUCAAAAAAAACCCCGCAGUCUUUUUUGCCCUUYCCCAGUUUUCAUUGCAAAGCUUUGGCUGAGCUAAUAUCAAAGUCCCACUCACAUUUCCUGGUAGAAUCUGUGUCUGAAUGCUUACGCAAAAACUUUCACAAUCACUCUGCAGCCUUCUUUUAGAUAAAGCCCAAAUUAAAAAUGGCAGAAUAAUAUGAGGAAACUACAGGUAUCCGUCAUAUGCUAAGGCACUGUGGUUGCCUGUGCAACCACACACCAGUUUUAUCAUACUGUGUUUAAUUACUCUGGUAUGUUCUAAUGGUGGAAGUGAAGAAUGAGCUCCAUACACCCAUGGCAUUGUGUAUUUUCACACAACCAGUCGUUAGAGAAGUAAUUCUUGUAAUGUUCCUUGGAGUCUAACACAAUAGUAUAGCUCAGUGUUUUGAGGAAAUUAUAAUUGAUUCCUUACAGGAAUGUAAUGGAAUUGAAAUUCUGAUUACUAAAAAUUUGAAUGAGUGGUGGCAUCACCGUGCACAGAUGUAAACAUGCCUCUCCAGUGCCUGCUACUACCUUAGGGCCUGGGCUAUCACAGAGGAAGAAAGCUGCACURUUGGUAAAAUGAACUUUUAUUUACUCUUUUAAUAUUUAUCGUCUUGGCACAUCUGUUUUCUUUGUGCAGCUGCUCAAUUAAAACAGGUUUCUCAUAAUUUUUAGAAUCGUCCUCUGACUUCUGAAAACUGGCAGAUAUACAUCAACAACUUCAGUCAAUUGUAUUAAGUAGUCUGAGGAAUUUGCAAAAUGAAUCCAUGUGGUCUUUUAUGCCAAAUUCCAUGUAUCAAAAAAAAUACCAGCUGAGUCCUCAAAAAUCAAGUGAGUUGUACGCUAUAUUACUGCUCAAAUGAGGGUUUGUGSCUAAACCAUGUCCAGUGUAGUUCAAGUGAAUAGUAGUUAUUAUAGCUUCUUUCUGUAGAGGAAUCAAGGAAUCAUCCAACGAUUGGGUUUGSAAGGCACCUCAAAGAUCAUGGAGUUCCCACCUCCYUGCCAUGACAGGGACACAUUUCACUAGACCAAGCUGCUAAGAGCCCCAUCCAGACUGGUCUUGAACACUUCCAGGGGUGGGCAUUCACAUCUUCUCCUGUUCCAGUGCCUCAUCACCCUCACAGUGAAGAAUUUCUUCCUAACAUCUCAUCUGAACAUACUCUCUGUCAGUUUGAAGCCAUUCCCCCUUAUCCUGUCACCACAUGUCCUUGUAAAAGGUCCCUGUCCAUCUUUCUUGUAGGCUCCCUUUAAGUACUGGAAAGCUGCAGUCGGGUCAUCCCAAAGCCUUUUCUUUUCCACUGUGAGGAAUCCCAGUUCUUUGUUAAUGUAACUUUUGGUCUACAUCAGCUGUUUUCUCCGUACUCCCGAGCUAUAGUCACUAGGUGGUGAAAUUUGUGGUUAAUAGCUAGAACACGAAAAACAGCAGAUUUUAAGAAAUUUUUAUCUUUACACGAAACUUCUAGCUUGUGCUUUUGAAACAUGGUCAGGCCACAGAGUUGGCUUUUGGGCAACUUUUAUAGCUGUCUGUUGGAUUUUUGAGUAAUCUUCWGUUGCUAAAAGAUGGUAAAGUUCCUCACAGGCUUUUGAAACAAUCAUGGCAGGUGUAUUACUGGAGAACAGGGUCAGCUUUCUUCUGCUUCUAUGGGCCAGGAUCUUGUUUGUGAGGGGGUUUUUGCCAUUUUUAAUAAUGAGGGUAUCAUUGUAUGAUUUGGAUCUGUUUCAGAAAUUAUGUCACUUUUUUGAGAGGUAAAUACGUAAGUGAAUGUUUUUAUGCACUAAUGCAAAGCUCAUUUAGAUUAGAAACAUCACUGAGAGCAAGAGCUGGAGUUGCAAGGARCAGUUCAGGGGAAAGACUGGUAUGGAGUUACAUGGUUGCAUCUGCAUAUGUAGUGGUGGAAAUGUAUGUGUUAGGCAAGUUGAAAUGACUAUUUGCAAAGAUAYGUUUCUAUGUGACCUUUUGUGGUUAAAUUGUGGAAUUUUGUUAAGGAAUCUAUCACUCAUGUGUUUAUGAGUGCUAAAAGAGGACAUAGGAAGUGAGGCUUUAGUAGUUUUUUAUGGGAAGAGCAACACAAAGAUAGGAUUCUCCCGAUCUCGGCUAGUUCUGUUUCCUUCAGUCUUCCCAGCUCUUACUUUUUCCUACAUGCUUUCCUCAACCUACUUGUUACUCUUUUUCUUUUCCUCCCUACAUAGCAUCAUAUCAAUGUUGCUGGGGUGUUCCCUGUAACUUUCCUCUGUAUUGUGAUAUAUUAAGGAAUUUUAAAAAAUUAUUUAUUUUUUAUCAUAUUUGUCAUAUAAAAAUUACAUAUUCUUUGUCAUAUGCUGAAUAAAAUAUCAUCAUCCCCUUUCAUUCACAUCAGAUGCUAAAGGCAGCUACCAUUGGGCUGUCAAGUGCUAGUGAGCAACAUUUGAAUUUGGCUGUCUAUGGAUAUGUGAAAUACUAGCCCUUUUGGACCUUGUACUUCCCUAAUCUCUUUACAGUCUAUUACCCUUAAGAGCAAAAUUAGUAAGAAGUUUACUGUUUACUUAGGAAGUACAUUAGGUUUUGUGCUGGCUUAUCUAACUUAAGUUUAAAUAUAAAUUGAAAUAUUUCUUUUUCACCACGUUACACCAGAUAUAUGCUCAAUUUGCUAACUGUGCAUUGUUCAAGGCAUUAGUUGUACGUAAGUGUUCUUUUCUAAAUAUACUGCAUCAUCAAGAGUGAACCUUGAAAGAAUCCAUAACUUUUCAGUGUCCCUAUGUGAAGGUAUUUCAGCUGUGCAGGAAUCCAAACAUCACACUGAGCACAUGGACUCAUCUUGUGAAGUGCAGCGUUACUUCACAAUUUGUAUCUCAUGUCUAUUAACCUUGUCGAGUCUCUUAUAAAAUGUUCUUUCCUUUGUGCUUUGCUCAAUUUCACUAUUGUGUUUGGAUUUCUUUUCAAAGUGAAUGUUAAUAUUCAGAGCCUGGCUAAAUAGAAGUUUAACUUUUAGUGAACUUUUUUCACUCGUUCUCUGUUAGUAGCUCCUCUUUCUUGACAGUAAUUUAAAGCAGUAAUUUAAAUCCCAUUUUACAGUAUGCUACRCUCCCCUUUUCUGUAGCAAUUGUAAUUGUAUCUUGAAAUUUUUGUGCAUUAAAUCCCUUUCCUUCUUUCUCAUAGAGUCGUUCUAAACUACCUCAGACUUUGUUGUGAACAGGUACGAGUUUCAGCUACAGUUUUUAGACUUUAUCGUAGCCUUUGAAUGUUCUUUAAGUGCAUGUGUAUGUAGCAAAAUCAGCCUGCCUUGCCCUGAUUGCAUUUUCAGGAAUACUGUCCCAAGCGAGAUAUGUAAUUGGGAUGAAUUCUCAGCCACACCUGUUCAGGCUCUCGCUGAUACCUCUUUCAAGAAAAGCUUUUCAGGAGCGCAACUCCUGCUAUGGGAAGCGCUUCAACUUUCUCUUUGAAGGGACAUGACGCUGCCUGCGCUGGACAACUCCCACCUCUCUAAACCAUGACAAGCGUCAUAAAACUGCAUCAUCAGGCUCCAUUCCUGGCUGCAGGAUCCGUGCUAUUGCAUUGGACUGUGCUCAUCAUAUGAGAAUAAACCCCACAUGGCGUGUUCUGAUGACCUUGGUGUCAUUUUAUUGUCAUUUGAUACUGCAGCAGAUACGCAKUACCAACCCUUUGGGCUAAUAAGCUUUCAGGUAAAAUGGGGCAGACUGUGCUGCAGUGAUCCGGUUGAUAACUUUGGGAAUUGUCUGGUUUUGUAAGUUAUCCAUUGAACAACCCGGCCAACCUUGUUAGCACUGAUUUCCUUUUCACCAGCAGACAUGCACAUCAUUGAACAAGCAUUUUGUAAUGUGGAAUUUUCUAUGAGCAUCUGGAAAAAGAAGCAUCCCAAUUAUUUCCUUAGUAGCAAUGCGUGUAUUUGUAAUGGAAGUUUUACAAUUAUUUAACUGCUGUAAGCUAUUUUGUGCAUGCUCUGGCAUUGUAUUAACAGCUGAGAAGCAGAGGGCUGUGGCAAACAAGGAAGGCUGGAUGUGGAUUUUAGAGUUUCAAWGAACAGCAGAGUGCCAGAGUAGAUGCAGGACCAGACAAUCCUCAAAGCAAAUCAUAAAGUGAAACUGUUGUGCUUUUUAUUUAUUUCUUUGGGGAUUCUUCUUCAAAGUAUUUAACUUCACAGGAAAAUAUAGAGUAUAUUUAAAAUAGUAACAAUUAGAAAGACACCUUUUCAAGAAUGAGAGAGGUGUGAUUUGAAAAAUAAAGUGAUCUUUUGUGCUUAA
Malurus melanocephalus (red-backed fairy wren) is the source of this 11118-nucleotide messenger RNA. It is a transcript of the gene BTBD9, whose product is annotated as BTB domain containing 9. Gene Ontology annotation, molecular function: protein binding. Bases 160 to 2013 code for a protein of 617 amino acids. The transcript has 12 exons. Gene Ontology annotation, biological process: adult locomotory behavior; modulation of chemical synaptic transmission; circadian behavior. The record is from RefSeq and is a predicted model, not a curated record. NCBI's taxonomy places the organism in Eukaryota, Metazoa, Chordata, Aves, Passeriformes, Maluridae.